This is a messenger RNA of Penaeus indicus, 318 nucleotides long. Its product is annotated as protein lethal(2)essential for life-like. The record is from RefSeq and is a predicted model, not a curated record. Bases 1 to 318 code for a protein of 105 amino acids. The transcript has 2 exons. Gene Ontology annotation, cellular component: nucleus; cytoplasm. Gene Ontology annotation, biological process: response to heat; protein refolding. Lineage: Eukaryota; Metazoa; Arthropoda; Malacostraca; Decapoda; Penaeidae.
AUGGGUAGCUACAGACGUGUAAGAGAGCGCAAUUUGCAGCAAGAGAACCAAGUCAUGGCCUUCAGCGAAGACGACCAGAGUCACAAGGUUCUGGAUGUUCAUGACUUCAAGAGUGGAGACGUUAAGGUUAGAGUGGAAGAGAAUCAGGUGGUGGUGGAAGGUCGAGUGGAAAAGGAAGAGGACGACUUCAAGUCCAUGAAAAGCUUUUGUCGACGCUUCAACUUCCCAGGCAAAGUGGCUAUGAGGGGCGUGACUUCUGCAAUGUCUUCUGAUGGCGUCUUGACUAUCACGGCUCCGAAGAUUCCACAGGCAGCAUAG